Molecule: messenger RNA, 1720 nt
Organism: Branchiostoma belcheri (Belcher's lancelet)
Lineage: Eukaryota; Metazoa; Chordata; Leptocardii; Amphioxiformes; Branchiostomatidae
Product: lysosomal amino acid transporter 1 homolog
Exons: 10
Coding region: 624-1595 (323 amino acids)
Source: RefSeq, a predicted model, not a curated record
UACGUAUCAUGAAUUUGAAAUAAUUUUUUGGUUGCCAAGUAAAAGUUGUGACCUCUGACCUGCACGUUGCAAAUAUUGUCAUGUGACAGUCAGUCAUGGCGGACGUCGAUCACAACUGAAGAGGAAAGACCUUCAAAGUCACGAGAUUUUUAUGCUUUUAAUUGUAAAAUAUAUGAUCAAUAAUGUUUUGACAACUACAGAAGAGUUGAUCUUUCAGUGGAAACCGUCGGCGUUCUUUGUCAGGAAGGUGGGCAAGUCUCCUGGAGUUAAGACAAACAAACAAACUGGAUCAACCAGGCUGAAGAAGUUGUCUUGAACUUUCUCAGUUUCUGUAGCUCCAAGUGUCAAGUGCCACGUGAAAUCGUGACUCGUGCAAAAGAUCUACCUUUAUCAUAAAAUUAUUGAGAAAUCUCUGUAGCUCCAAGGAGAUUUCAGUGGAACACUAUAACCUCCUAGGUAGCUGCAAGUGUCGUGCCACAUAAAAUUGUGACUUGUGCAAGAAAUAUACCUUUAUCAUAAAAUUUAGAAAUCUCUGUAGCUCCAGUGUUGUGCUACAUUCAAGCGUCACCAACUGACUAGUCCAAAUUUGUGCAAAAAAUCUAACUUUACUAUAAGAAAACAUUAUGCACUACCUCCAACUUCACUACAAUGACUCCCACCCAUGGAGCGCCUACCCUACGAUGGACCCAGACUAUCCCGUGAACUGUUCGGAACACGGUGGGGUGGAGUGGAUCUGGCACACGUUUAAACAGUGCGUGGUCGGGCCUAAAGAGUACACGGGAUUCAUCUUAGGUCUGGUGUCUAUACUCUGCUGGAUUGUCGUCAGUCUACCUCAGCUGUACAAGGGUUGGAAGAAUGGAAACGCUGACACAGCACUGUCUUUGCCCUUCCUGCUGCUCUGGCUGUUCGGAGACACAGCAAACCUCGUGGGCUGUGUGCUCACUGGACAACUACCUAUACAGUUGUACACUGCCAUCUACUAUGUGUUCAUGGACUGCCUGAUGAUCACACAAUGGUUCUACUGUUUACUGAAGAACAGGAGAAGAAACAGGAGUUUGAGGUUAACUGUUCCAGGGGGUGACGAUGUGUCCAUCAACGGCGCUGUCCUGUCCUGCUGUCUGCUGCUGUCACUCAACGGCCUCGUCUUCAGCAUGUCUCCAUGGCAACGGGACGUAUCCAUGGCAACCGUCAAGCACUCCUCGGGACGAUCUCUUCUCAGCCAUCCAAUAUUUCCUGAUGUGGAAAGUGAUGUGGGCUACGCCAUCGGUAUUGUGUCUUCUGUGCUGUAUCUCGGGUCUCGCAUGCCGCAAAUCUACAAAAAUUGGAAGCGUAAGUCUACAGAAGGCCUGUCCAUCUGGAUGUUUAGUCUGGCUAUCCUGGGUAACCUGCUGUACGGACUAAACAUCCUGCUGCAGGGAACACAGGGGUACUUCAUCAUCCGUCACCUGCCCUGGCUCAUCGGCAGUCUGGGCACCAUGACAUUCGACUCUACUUUAUUUCUCCAGUUCUUUGUUUAUGGUGCUGAAGAUGAAGAAAAGAAUUCUGAAGACACGGACCCCAUCCUUCAGUCUGCCGACGGGACUGUCUUAGUGUGACGUCAGUCGUCUUAGAGUCACCGUCAACAACUUGGAAGGAAGUUUAAAGUUAAAACUUUUGAUCCAACACAAAGAAGUUGACUCUCACCAAGAGCUUUCGACCAGUCACUCUGGUCUUCCUCAGU